This is a messenger RNA of Trypanosoma rangeli, 1236 nucleotides long. RefSeq lists its product as uncharacterized. The coding region runs from base 1 to 1236 and encodes 411 amino acids. The record is from RefSeq and is a predicted model, not a curated record. NCBI's taxonomy places the organism in Eukaryota, Euglenozoa, Kinetoplastea, Trypanosomatida, Trypanosomatidae. The transcript has a single exon.
AUGGGUUGUUGCUGCAGCAAAAAGAACUCGCCCGACAAAGCUCAUACUAAGGGGGAGCUGGAUAAUGAAGAAGACACCCACGUGCAUUCCUUGAUGCUUGCCGGGGAUAGCCUGGCAGAAAGUGCAAAACUGCAGCAACAGCUCUCAAGUCCGCUAGAGCCGCCAGAACCAACUUCAGUGACGGAGACGGCACCAUUCAUCGCACGAAGUACAGGGUCAAACAGCUUUGAAUCCUGUAGGAAUGAGUUCUCGGAAACGAUUGAAUGCUCCUCCACUACGGUUGACGACAAUCACACGGGGCCUCUCAGCUUUCGCCGUCUGGGGACGGUAGCAUCUAGUACGUGGCCGGAUGUAAGCAUACCCACCGCUACAGCUCGCUACGACCACCUCCGAUCCGUGUCAGAGGUUGAUACAGAGGAGGACUUUUCGCAGGUGGAGGGUAGCACUACUUCCUUGCAGGAUCGCCGGCUAGCAUUCAUGGCCCGAGAGCGGGAAAAGACGCUGGUGCGAGUGUUCAUGUUGACAGAGAGUGAGCGGCGACGCGCCAUUGUUGAUUUUUGUAACACCGCUUGCCGUGCCAUGGUGUUCCGGCACUACCGGGGCAUAUUAGCCAUCGAGCGUCGGGGGAUGCUCAUUGUGCACUUCACGGAGCGCUCCGCCCUGCUGCUGCGCAUUACAGUGGUGCAGGAGGCAAUCGGGCGUCGUCUGAUGGAGCACGAGUGGCAGGCCCGGCUGUUGCACGAAAUGCAGCAGCAUCGCAUGGAUCGACGUAGACGUGUCAAGGCUGACGUUCAAAGCGAGAGCGAGACCACCGACGCAUCGUCGGUGCACAGUGACGAGGAAGAGGUGCGCUCGUCGGGUGCCGUAGCCGCAGCGGUGACGCCAACGGGGAGCCGACCCAUUUCAGCUCCCGGCAGUUUUUGGCGGCGGCGGUCCCAACGGCGUCAUCGGUAUUCGUCGUUAUCGCCGUCUGCUCAUCUUCCUCCUCAGCAGCAGCAACAGCAACAGCAGCAGUUAGGGUCCCAGGUGGCUAGUGUCAAAUGUCCUGCACGACUGACUAAGUCGGAAACCGGGGGCUGCCUGCAGCUAGGGGGUAGUGAGGUCCUGCAAUCUCAGCCAAACUUUGGUGCAUGCCAGUCGAUGAAAUCGCAUUCCGGUGGCGCGGAGAAGUCAAUGAAGCGUGCACCGCUUCCUGCCUUUGCAGAUGUAGUAAAUGGGAUGGGAGCACCGUUUUGA